AUGCAAAUAGGCGAAAAAAAAAAAAUUAAUCAUUGUAUUGAAAAUGAAUCUUCUCCAGAUUUAUGCUUAUGCUCGUCCUACUACGUUCAAACAAUGUCUGAUGAUCUCGAGAGAAUACUUUCAAUCGAAGAGUCCGCACUCAACAGGAAUAAGGAAAUUGACAGAAUACUUGAUUGCAAUGAGCAGGAUUUCUUCGCAAUCACCGAAAUCAAUCCAUUGACGACUCCUUUUGAUGAUAUUCCGCAAUUGAUUACAAAGAUAUAUCGAAAAAAGUCAUUGUUGAUACAUCCAGAUAAGACAGAUCAUCCUCGUGCUUCAGAUGCAUUUGAUAGACUUAAAAGGGCUCGGAACGUUCUUGGCACGAUAAACAAGGACGAACAGGCAUUCAAGGAAAAGCAAAGGUUGAUGUCAAUUUACGUCACAUUCCAAUCUGAUGAUACACCACUGAGCUUCAAUGAUCCAGCAAAUAUUAGAAUUAGAUCUCAAGUGAAUGAAAUUAUUGAAAACGAACUGGCUCAUUUGGAGUUAGAGAAGUUGGCAAAAGUUAGUGAGGAAACGAGGAAGAACCAAAUGCUGAAGCAAAUGAGAGAGGAAAAGGAAUUGAAAAGAAGGAUGGAAAGUGAGUGGGAACUGACACGAGACUCAAGGGUUCAAAACUGGAGAAAAUAUUCGAAUAAAAUUGAAAAAAAAGGAAAGAAGAGGAAACUGAAAAUGAAGGUUCUAGCUUAG
Messenger RNA from Lodderomyces orthopsilosis Co 90-125, 729 nucleotides. RefSeq lists its product as uncharacterized. The transcript has a single exon. Bases 1 to 729 code for a protein of 242 amino acids. The record is from RefSeq and is a predicted model, not a curated record. NCBI's taxonomy places the organism in Eukaryota, Fungi, Ascomycota, Pichiomycetes, Serinales, Debaryomycetaceae.